CGGAGAGGAGGAGGAGAAGGAGGGGAGAAAGUCAGGCAGGUACUACUGGGCCUGGUGGUGGUAGUGGUGGUAGUGGUGGAAGGAGGCUUCUCGCCGGCCGCAUCCACAUUGACCAACACCUAAACUCCGGAAGGAUCGCACCUCAGCUCCGCAACCUACUACGUACAGUACGUACAGCCUGCACCCACAAACCCGCAGCCCACUCAGCGCACUACGGCAACGGCCACGAGGCUCCGCUGUCAGAUCUCAGAACGAGUCCGAGCUCGCGAUGCCCAGUCCGAAUGCGACGAGCGAGACAGAUGGAAGGAAAAAAGAACGAGAGCAGCUGGGUCACAGCUCACAACCACCCGCCAGACCGUGGUUCACACCACAUGCCAUGCAUGCACGUCUUGAGUGCUACCCCUACGCACGCUACGCCCUGAUUUCCUCUUCUCAAACACCACCAAACAGCUAUCGUGCUGUUGUGCUGUGCCUUGCCUCGAAGCAGCAUCGCGUCGUCCCCAAUCACGCUUUAUUAGCGGAGUUAGUACGACCUACGCCCGGCCUGACGCCGCCAAUUCCCCGUCCCCGAGCCAUCCGCCGGACAGCGAGACGCGGAUGCGCGAUGGGGGACGAGACCGGGGGAUGGCAGGUGGUAGGUGGGUUUGGUGGGCUCCGGACCCAACUCGCUAGCGUACCUGUCGCCGAGUUGCGAGCUUGUCUGCGGAUCGGAGACCACGAUCUAUCCGAGUCCGACGGGUUUGGAGCGAGCCGCAUCACUCUACUGCGGCGCGGCUGCCAAGUGCUGACGGGAAAGCUGUGGAAUGACGAGUGCACAGAUGGUGACGGACACACAGGCAGACAGCCAAGUUUGACGAGUCAGUCAACAAAGGAACGGUUUCAUUCACUCCCAUGCUCAGCCGGCUCGCCAUCUCAUAUCCCCGGUCCCCUAUCCCUGCGCGUCCGCACAUGGCAUUUGCCCACCCAACGCAAACGCCUCCCCGGAAGGCCACUAGCCCAUCCCACGCCUGCCACGCGAGUUCCAGGGCAGCCCAGGCCCGUGUAGAUGUCCCCUGUGGCACCAUAUCCGACCCGGAGCCAUCCCCCGUGGCUCGGCAGGGAUCCGGACCCUUCUCUGGCGCCCCCAAAGGUUCCCCCCAUGGCUCCAAUGUUCCAAUUGCUCCAAUGACGCAUACAGCGGGAUGCACAAAGUCCUGAUCGAAAGUAUUGUACUCGGUUCUGCAACAACUAAUCUGCAUUAGGGUACAGUAUAUUUAGGGGUUCGGGUUGGGGUGAGUAUCAAGAUCUUUAAGUCAGACCCUGCUGUAUAUAAGUAAAUCUUAGUAUAUAUAAAAC
Molecule: messenger RNA, 1335 nt
Organism: Ilyonectria robusta
Lineage: Eukaryota; Fungi; Ascomycota; Sordariomycetes; Hypocreales; Nectriaceae
Exons: 2
Coding region: 269-1045 (258 amino acids)
Source: RefSeq, a predicted model, not a curated record